Molecule: messenger RNA, 4344 nt
Organism: Orbilia oligospora ATCC 24927
Lineage: Eukaryota; Fungi; Ascomycota; Orbiliomycetes; Orbiliales; Orbiliaceae
Exons: 5
Coding region: 1-4344 (1447 amino acids)
Biological process (GO): regulation of transcription by RNA polymerase II
Cellular component (GO): nucleus
Molecular function (GO): RNA binding
Source: RefSeq, a predicted model, not a curated record
AUGGCGUCCCAACGACACCCAACACCUUCCCGCCUACAACGCAGCCAUCACCGACCACAAGCACCCUUUAGGAAUGCCUCGGAUUCAGGCCGAACUCAACUUUUUGUCGAGAACCUACCCGCGAUCAUUGACGAACCGAAGUUCCGAAAACGGUUUGAGAUCUUUGGAAACCUGGAAAAUGUGAGCAUUCUAACAGGCCUGGAGCCAAGGGUUGGCACCUGCACAUAUAGCUAUGCAGACGAUGCAUUGGCCGCAUAUCAUGGUAUGAACCGGACGCUUUUUGAGGGUAAUACUUUGAAAGCCAUACUAGCAGAACCUUUGGAAACAUACGAAGAGGCAAGAGCAAGAUGGACGCUCGAUGGCACAAUAGAACCUAGUCCAUUAGCUGAGUUUCCCGAGACCAUUACCUCGGGAAAUGACGCUCCCAGAAACCAGAUGUGUGAUCACCAAGAUGAGAUUAGUGGUCAUAUCUGUGGGGAGUCUUUCCCCAAUGCCUUUACGCUCAUGCGUCAUUGGUGGAUGCAUACGUGGAACUAUAGGCCUUGGAAAUGCGAAAUGGAUGUUGGAUGUGUGUACGCAAGGAGAGGUUUCAUCACGGAAAGCGAACGCGACCGGCACCAUGGCAGCACGCAUGUCCCAACUGGAGACCCUCGCCCUUACAAAUGCCCAGUCCCCAGCUGCCACUACCACAAAAAAGGCUUCGAAACGCAGAACGCAGAAUCCCUUCACGAGAAGGUCCAUUCACUUGGUUUCGAAGAACAUGUCUGCCCGAUAUCGGGUUGUGGAUUUGAGUCAACACAGAGCGAAGAAAUUAACCACCAUCUUGAAGAUAUACAUGGAAUCAUUGAAAACCCGUCAUCUUCAUACCCGGCUCAUACACUGGACGCGGGUUAUGGGUCACAAAGGCGAAGUACGCCACAUAAUCGGCGUAAACGGCCGUCAGCAUACCGCUCUGAUGAAAAGUCGGAUUUCGAGGAGCGUUCACACACUCCGAUGGAUAGUGAAAAGGCCGACAUGAUUCAACGAUACGCUGUGACGACUGGAAUCGAUUAUCGUCCCUUUAAAUGCCAAGUUAGGGGGUGUAAGUUUGUAAAGGAAGGCUUCGAAACACAAUCCGAAUUAUUAUCUCAUGAAGACAGAGAACACGAUGGGCAACGGAACGUUCUUUUUCAUCAAAUAGGAUCCGAAUCCCCUAGCCAUGAAGUUACAAGUCACCCUACCUUGCCUCCGCUCAAACCAACCUCAUCUAGUAUUAGCCAUACGGAUGCACCUCGUUCGCCUUCCCCAGAAUUCCUUCAGUGUAAUAACGUUGACUGUGCGAAGAUGUUUGCCUUGGAACAAGAUUGGAGGAAACAUGCGAUUAGCUGCGCUUCUAAAUCUGUUGAAAAACAAUGCUCGUUCACUGAUUGCCAAGCCAGAUUUGACAGUGUUCCGGCUCUAUCUUCCCAUGAAUUUGGAAGCCACGGCAUCCGCAUAUGCAGCUCACUAACAUGCAACCGCGCAUUUCAUCAGCUUGAAGAUGCGGAAUCUCACAUGCGGGACUUGCACUCAAAUCUCUAUAGCGGCGGGCGUCGGCCACGAUUGGCUUUCAUAGCGUCCGUUCCCUCAUGGAAUGAAGAAAUCGGGGAGACGGGGUUCCCAUACGACCCUUAUCGCUGCGCCCUAUUAAAUAUCUCACAAGAUAAGAGCUCCCUGGGGAAAGCGCAAUCUCUUCAGCACCACCCCUCUAAAAAAGGCAAAGAGAUUGCCCGAGAGCCCAUUGACGCAGCCGGAGCUAUCAAAGCUUCAUCCGUAUUCGAUGGUGGACACCAGACUAUACCUCCCCAAUCGCAGCCCAGUACUAGCAGUACACCAUUUCCUGACGUAUUGCCCCGAUACUCGGUUGUCAUGUCCCAACAAGCCCCCCGUGACUCACAAACCUGGGCCGGUGAAGAAAAAAACGUAAACCUAGCUCAGAAUCCUACGCCUCCGGGGCUCUUGCGAGCAGACCAUGCUGUUAAACCCGCACCCAAACCCGAGGCACCCCUUGUAGUAAGCUCUCCGGCGAGCCGUGCUAUCCAGCAACACACCGCCCCACCAACCAAGUCAAAAUUUACUCCUGAGGAUAUGAAUCCAGUUUACCGCUAUAAUACGGAUGGUUCGCGAUACGCCACUGGCGCAGUUGUUCUUUCACCCGACAAGCAUCAAGUAUUAGUCUUAAGAAGUAAGGAUGAAUCUAAGGGGAUCAUGUAUCAGCUCCCAUCCGGAUUCCUUGAGUUCAACGAUCAGAACAUGGAAGCAUCAGCUCUGCGUGAAUGCUGGCAAAAUGCCGGCAUUGUGGGCAGAAUUCUCAGGGCGAUCGAGCCGGCUCCCGCCGAAGAACCCGAUGAAAAUGGGCUUGCUGACUGGCACUCAUACUUUGAAAUCGAGGUCGAAAGAGAAAAGGAACGAUGGCCCAAGUAUCAGUUGUGGCAUCGACGUUGGCUUAAUUAUCGAGAAGCACGAGUUGUUCUGAGUUCGCAACCAGAUGCCAUCCGGGCGCUAGAACGGUCAACGAUAUUUAAGAGAGGGAGUUCGAAUUUGAGGGCGGAUAGUUCGUCUGGGAUCCACUCGGCUUCGCAUUUGAUCGCCGCUGCCACACCCCCCAAAAGCAGUAAGACAUUGGAAAGCGUGCGCCCCCGAAGGAGACAGUAUCCUGAUGAGCGCCCCCCAGCCACCAGAAAAUAUAGCACUGUCUCCCCGGUUGCGGAUAACAUAACGGCAUGGCGAAAGGAUAUACUUCCUUGGUUGCGUCGUAACUUUAGUACCGUUAUGGGGAAGAACAAGCAUGGUGCAAUCGAACUUCUUAGGGUGCGGAACAAGCCCACGAUUUGCAUUACAUGCUCAGAUCCUAAAGAACUUGUCCUUGACACCUUCGCCGAAGUUGUCAGUGGCCUAUUUCCGAUGCAUGUAAAAGUUGGCCUUCUAGCUCGGUCAUCUCGCCAAGGUGUGACAUCUCCAGCCGAUAGCCGCUCUCUUGAAAUACCCUCUUACAUGCCGCGGAGCGAUGAUAUCCAGAUCUCCGGAGGUCUUCGCCAUGGCAACGAUGAUGCCGACAACGCAGAUGGAUCCAUUUAUCACUCUAGCUUAAGAACUUCUGCCCCAGAGCCCUUAAAGGUCCGUCAAGUAAGCCCCAGACCGGAAAAGGCAUUUCGUCCUCCACCAAUUUUCGGGAAGUAUUUGAAUCGACCCUCAUGUGGGGCAACUAUUGGGACAGUCCGUGAUGAUGAUAGUUCGAUAUCGGCUGGUACCUUUGGCGGGAUUGUGAUCCUGGUCAAAGAGGACGGCACUGAAGCACCGUAUGGACUAAUAUCACAUCACGUAAUUGAAGAGAAGACCGACGAGACAGAACUCGGAAUCGGUGUAGACGAAGGUUGGCUCUUCAACUCCUCUGGUGCUCACAAAUUUCCUAUUCAGCAACCAGCCCAUAUGGACCUUGAAGAGGCUAAAGAUAGCCUCGAUAUGCAAAGAUACUACUGUGAUAGAGAAAAGCGCUAUUGUGAUGUUGAUGAUGGCAGGGCCGUCAGGGCAAAACUUGCUCUUCUAGAUGGUUUAGAUCAACAGACUAUGGAUUUUGGUCAUGUCGCAUACUCUUCCGGGUAUGGAUUUGAUGCGAAUCGUCACCAGAUGGAUUGGGCUCUCAUUGGGGAUAUCCCUUCUUGGAGGCUUGAGGAUAAUAUCGUCCCGAGCGUUGAGAGCUUCUACGAUUUGCAUUAUGAUGGCAGCCCGAAAGCUCCCUACCCUGUCGAAAAAAGCUUCUUUAAUUUCCUCUCGGAAACAUUUGAGCAGGAAUAUUCUAUUGAUUUAUCAGAAAUCGACCCCCUGCGGAGGAUACACGGUGUUGGGUCAUAUAGCGGGAUCAUGGACGGGACCGUAUCUAGUGAAACAGCCUUUUUCCGUCUCGACGGGAUGGACUCGGAGGAGUGGUUUUUUACACCACGCUAUAAUGGCGGUUUAGGUGUAAGAGGAGACUCUGGUACCUGGAUUUUCGACGAUUUUGGCAAGGUGGUAGGGCAAAUAAUUGCCUACAACUACAGAACGGACACGGCUUACUUCACCCGCAUGGAUUACCUUUUUGAACACAUAAAAUCGAAGACGAAAGCAGUUGAGGUUUAUAUCCCUUACAAGGGCGAGCUAGCCCGCUGGAAGACAGACGAGGCUCCUAAACAGCUUGAUACCGCACAAACCGCCAGUGUUACGGAUGCAAGCAGUAGCUACGUCGACAGCGCUUUCGGGACAAUAAAAACAAACGAUACUGACAUAACGUCACCAUUGGCCAUCAGCGACUCGGGUUUAGGGUGGGCUGGAUUUCACAAACAAAACUGA